Messenger RNA from Stegastes partitus (bicolor damselfish), 1251 nucleotides. RefSeq names its product signal-transducing adaptor protein 1. Lineage: Eukaryota; Metazoa; Chordata; Actinopteri; Pomacentridae. Gene Ontology annotation, molecular function: signaling adaptor activity; protein kinase binding. The transcript has 10 exons. Bases 121 to 1251 code for a protein of 376 amino acids. The record is from RefSeq and is a predicted model, not a curated record. Gene Ontology annotation, biological process: cell surface receptor protein tyrosine kinase signaling pathway; positive regulation of B cell receptor signaling pathway.
CAGGACUCAACUCUUUACUCUGAGUUAAUGACUACACUGUUGGACAAACGGACGUAACUGAGUCGCAGCUCAAGAAAGUCAGGCCAGAAGAAGCGAAGAAGUUUGACUGAGUUCUGGAGAAUGUCUGCGCACAUCAGAGUUGUUCACAAAAGGAGGGAGACGAUCACAGCUCUGCCUCUCUACCACGCUGGACACCUGCUGAAGAAACAGAACAAAGAGAAGGAUUUCAAGGAGUACUACGGAGAAAUCCGUGGAGCGACGCUGUUUCUGUACAAAGAUGACACGCAGGAUACAUACACUGAGAUGCUGGACCUGGAGCAGCUGAAGUCCGUGGAGUUAGACACUUUUUAUAAAAAGAAGGAGCCGACCAUCUUCACCCUCAGUCUGAGCUCAGAGAAGGUGCAGCUGAAGUUGGACAAUCCUGACACAGCAGAGGUGUGGAGGGGUUUCAUCCUGACAGUGGGAAAAAAGGAUAUUCCUAAGAAUCUGCAGCUGCUGCCAGGCCAGAUGAUGCAGCUGAAAGAGACUCUGAGUCAGGAAAGGAAAAGAAAUCCUAAACUGUGUCGCGGCCCAACCCUUCCACCUCGACCAAUGUUCCUGAAGUCCCUAGAUUCAAACAAUGACUCCACUUCACCACCCAAAGACAAGUCGACCACUGAGCUUCCUUCAUGUUUCUUCGAUGUGACUCGACAGGAGGCCGAGCAGAUGCUGAAGGCGAACCCGGAGUAUGGAAGCAUCAUCCUCCGCCCGUCCACCCUGACCAACAACUACGCCCUGACCCUCAGACAGCCGACACCCAGCGGGCCCGUCAUAAAGAACUACAGAUUGACGCACACAAACUCAGGGUUUGUGAUUGAACUGGACACACCAGUGACGGCUUCCUCCUUGAACGAUGUACUCAAAUACUUCCUUGAAAAGACAGAGCACCGUCUUCAUCCCUAUGUUACAUCUCAGGCCUACGACACUCGCAUCGAAGCGUCACCUGCUCCAAAGUGCAUCACUUUGCCUACAGCUAAAGAAGUACCCAAGGCGCAAGUAGCACCAACGCUGCGUUUACAGACCACAGAGGAGCUUCAGUCUCCUCCAGUCAAACCGGAGGAGGGUGAAUAUGUGAAUCCUGACGAUGUCAGCCCAAAGAUCAGUCACUUGGACGAUGAGCUUCGGCGAGCUGUACAGAAACGGAGACAAAACAUCUACAGUAAUUCUGGCCGGGAGGAAGAAAAUCAAACAAAUGAACACAGUUUCUGCUAA